GCCGCCGCUCCAUCCCUACCCCGGGCCACGCAUCCAGGCCGCCAGGAUGGACAUGUUCAUGAAGGGCCUGUCCAUGGCCAAGGAGGGCGUCGUGGCCGCUGCCGAGAAAACCAAGCAGGGGGUCACCGAGGCCGCAGAGAAGACCAAGGAGGGCGUCCUCUACGUCGGAAGCAAGACCCGAGAGGGGGUGGUACAAGGUGUUGCCUCAGUGGCUGAGAAAACCAAGGAGCAGGCGUCACAUCUGGGCGGGGCCGUGUUCUCUGGGGCUGGGAACAUUGCAGCAGCCACGGGCCUGGUGAAGAAGGAGGAAUUCCCCACUGAUCUGAAGCCAGAGGAAGUGGCCCAGGAAGCUGCUGAGGAGCCACUGAUCGAGCCCCUGAUGGAGCCAGAAGGGGAAAGUUACAAGGAAUUACCCCAGGAGGAGUAUCAGGAGUAUGAGCCAGAGGCGUAAGGGCCCAGGACGGCCCCCCACCAGCAGCACAAUCCCUACCCUGUCCCCUACCCCACCCCCCAGAGCCAGGGCUGUCCUUCUGUCCCUUCCCCCCAAACACGAGAUCUUCCUUCCGCUCCGAGGCGCCCGCUCGGAGCCUGUGUUCGUGUCUGUCCGUCCGUCUGUCCUACCUGCCCGCGUCCACCCCUGGGGCGAGGACAGGCCGGGUCUGCGGCCGCUGCUGGGAGCCUUGUCCCCACCAGUGUUGCCCCCUUCCUGCCCCCUCCCGUCCAGUGUCCGCGCG
Trichechus manatus latirostris (Florida manatee) is the source of this 734-nucleotide messenger RNA. RefSeq names its product synuclein beta (gene SNCB). The record is from RefSeq and is a predicted model, not a curated record. The transcript has 6 exons. Bases 47 to 451 code for a protein of 134 amino acids. Gene Ontology annotation, cellular component: neuronal cell body; axon terminus; cytoplasm. Gene Ontology annotation, molecular function: cuprous ion binding. Lineage: Eukaryota; Metazoa; Chordata; Mammalia; Sirenia; Trichechidae. Gene Ontology annotation, biological process: synaptic vesicle endocytosis; synapse organization; chemical synaptic transmission.